Linum tenue is the source of this 1684-nucleotide messenger RNA. The record is from the annotation of a GenBank genome assembly. Lineage: Eukaryota; Viridiplantae; Streptophyta; Magnoliopsida; Malpighiales; Linaceae.
AGCGGUGCACUUUUUCAAUUUUCAGCUUAGAAAGAGCUCUCACGGAAAAAGCGCGGGCGUUUUGCCCUUUCGUGUUCCCUUACAUCUUCCAAAUACCCAUCCGCGCACGGAAAGCUUCGAUCUUCAAUCCCCAGCGCAGUCCAUUUCCCCUGAUAAUCUUACGAUUUUGAUUUUCCGUCAUCCUUCUUCGCCGGCGACGCAGAAAACAAGUACCGUAAAGAGUUCUUUCACCUAGGGUUUUCAUUUCAGAGAAUGAAAUUCGGGGAAGCAUUCCGAGAAUACCUGCACGGAGACCAGGAGAAAUUCCUGGACAAGUGCUCCCACGUCGAGUACAAGCGCCUGAAGAAGGUGCUAAAGCGAUGCCGCCGCUCUUCGCUUGGCUCGCAGGAGGUUUGCCGAGACAGCCUAGAAGAACAAGAGGAGGAUCGUGAUCAAGAGAACCGGCCCGAUUUCAAUCAAUUCUGCCAAUGCCAGUCUUGCCCUGUGUGCGAUCAAAUGUUCUUUUCCGAAUUGAUGAAAGAAGUAUCGGAUAUAGCUGGAUGCUUCAACACUAAAGCUAGGCGGCUCCUCCACCUUCACGUGGCCAAGGGGAUGCAAGGGUAUGUACUGUGGUUUCGUCAGUGCUUUCGAGACGAUAAGUUAGCUAUGGCGGAGGAAGGAAGGAUGCUGAUGGAAUAUGUUACCAUGAAUGCUAUCGCCAUACGCAAAAUCUUGAAGAAAUAUGACAAGGUGCAUAGCUCUGUGAAUGGGAAUGUUUUCAAAUCUAAGAUGCGAGCCGAACACAUUGAGCUUCUGCAAUCGCCUUGGUUGAUUGAGCUGGGAGCGUUGUUUCUGAACAUCAAUGGGGUAGAUGGAGGACGGUUCAGUGAGUUCUGUGGGAAUUUUUCGUGUGAUCUCGAUGCUUCAGAACCUGUUAUGAGGCUUACCUUGCCAAAUUCUGUCACCAUAGACUACAGUUUGACAUGUGCCAUUUGCUUGGACACUGUUUUUAACCCAUAUGCUUUGAGCUGCGGCCACCUUUUCUGCAAGUCAUGUGCUUGCUCAGCUGCUUUUGUACCGAUAUUCCUUGGGCUAAAAGAAGCUACUCCAGAUUCAAAGUGCUCAAUCUGCAGAGAGAGAUAGCUAUGGCAUUGAAUUGUGCUCAUAGUGCCCGAUAGACUUGCUUCUGGAAAGUAUAGCUGGUAGCAGAAGGAUCUUUCUGUGUGGUGAUAGCAAUGGGGAUAUGCUUUUGCCUUUUGGCUGGCGUAUAUCAGAAUGCGGUGCACAUGAUGGAACUGGACUUACUGCUGAAACAAAGGUGCAAAGAGAACUGGAAAGAAAGGAUGGUAGCAGAACGUGCGCUGAUAGUCAAGCAAACGAAAGAGUACUGGGAUAUGCAAACCAAAUACGCAAUCGGUUACUGAAUCUGGGAUAGCUGAUAGCCAGAUAAUUACAAGUGAUUCUUCAUUCUAGUGAAUCUAGAUUACUUUUAGGGUGGAGUUGAUGUAGACACGAUGACAGCCAGAUCUCCUUCCUAUAAUGUCAGCAGGUGCAGUUGAACUUAUUAUUGCUGCCCAUAAUGUGGAGUGAUUGCCAGUGAUUAAGGGGUCAUAUAUGAUUGUGAUGAAGGUGUUUUGCUCAAUGUUCAGAAGCCAUUUGAGAAUUUGGUGUUGAUUUUUAUGCAACAAGAGAUUGGUUUUUGAAU